GAGAGAGAGAGAAAGAAUAGGAAUAGCGAUUCAAUGUCACAGAUACCAACGCCCGCAGGCACUGGCAUAUACGUGAAACCCACACCUCCAGAGCCUAUGUAUUAUACCGCUCCUCCUCACGUAUGUAGAGAAAAAGCUAUAGCCGCAGAUUAGUGAGCCCGAUUCAAGGAGCAACGGAGACGGAUACGACGACGACAAUCAACAUUCAUCAUACGCACCGUGGGACGCGGCGUACAACGCAAAUGCAGCCCCCGAUCGAUCGGUACCAAAGAGCAUACACCUGCCAUUGACCACUCUCAGCAGCGCACCGCGCGUGUUGAUGUGCAGCGCCUCCGUGGGCACCGAGGGAUCCGUGACUCUGCAACUGAGGGAUGCCAACGCCUUGGAGGCAGCCUCAGCCUCAGCUUCAGCCUCUUCGAAGCCAGCGGGAACAGCAUCGAGCGGAGCAGCAACAACGUCCACGAAUGGCGCUGCAACUGCGGCAGCGACAACGCUAGACAAUGCGCUGACCAUCGGCUAUCCGGAUCCGGAAAUGUUGGCAGAUGUCUUGGGCACCAUACAGACAGCCUCUCUUAAAAACCACAACAACAGCAACUCAAUCACAGCAGCAACUUCAAGCAAUAGCUCGGCCAAAUCGGCUAUCGGCAAUCAUCUGAGUAAUCCUAAUAAGAUAACCAUAACCAGACGCAGUGUGCAAUCGGUUAGCACAUCCACCAAUACUCCCAACAGUAGCAGUAGCAGCAGCAGCAGCAGUAGCAGCAGUAGCAUCACUAGCAGCAACAGCAGCAGCAGCAACGGUACAAAGACCAAUACCAGCUACAUUAAGAACUGCUUGAUCCGCAGCAGCAGCUGCAGCAACACGGUCACCAAUGUCACGACGCUGGCGCAGAUUAUGAGCAACAGCAGCACCAGCAGUGCGGCCAGUUUACUCAAUCAGCACAACAACAACAGCAACUGCAGCAACAGCAGCAACUUUAGCACCGCCUCCUCUGUGGGUAGCAGCAUCAGCAUCGGCAGCAGCCAUAGCAACGGCAGCAACAGCAGCAGCGGCAGUAGCAACAGCAACAGCAACGACAGCAACAGCAGCUCCGGCGGUGGACAUAGCCUCAGCUUCAAGAGCUCCGGACACGGUCAUAGCAGACAUGUUUCCGCUUCCGGCGGAGUAAGCACAGCGGCAGCAGCCACCAACACCAACUCGUCAGGGAUUGGGAUUGGCAUUGGUGGGAUUAUCAGUGUUGAAGCGCCGCGCAAGAAUCGACCCAAAUUAUCCUCACCGACGCGACACGGUCCGCAGCAGUGUCAGACUUGUUGCAAGAUCUUUGGAAAUGCCUCGGCGCUGGCCAAGCACAAACUGACGCACAGCGACGAGCGGAAAUACAUCUGUGCGCUCUGCUCGAAGGCAUUCAAGCGGCAAGAUCACUUAAACGGACACAUGAUGACUCAUCGGAACAAGAAGCCUUACGAGUGUAAGGCGGAUGGCUGCGGCAAAUCCUACUGCGACGCCCGCUCCCUGCGACGGCACUCGGAGAAUCACCAUGCGGGUGGUGCCACCACGCCCACCACCACCAGCCAGCAGUCACUCUCGCCCACCGCCAGCUCGAGCGGAGCGAGCAGCAGCAGCAGCAGCGGUGUGGGUGUGGCCACCAGUUCGCUGAGUCUCUCGCCGGCCACGGCCAGCGGGGAUGCCAGCUCUCCGGACGGAGCCACCUGCAUUCGCACGUACAUCUCCACAGGGAGCUCGGUGGUGGAUGCGGCCACCGGCAUCGCAUUGUCGGAUGAGCAGAUCAAGGCCAUGAACCUGCCGAUCAAGACGGGUGUGACCCUGCUAUCGCCCACCACUUCGACAUCGUCAAAUGCCUCCUCCACGGCCUCGUCAUCGUCCUCAGCCUCUGCCUCUGCCUCUAUCUCGUCACUCUCCUCGGCGACAUCUGGUAUAGGUUUGACAGCGGGAUCGUCACCUUCUGGCGGUGGCACUGUGAUAGCCACCAGUUCGCCAGCGCCGACCAUCACGCUCAGCGAUGGUAUGAGCCUCGAGGGCGAGGGCCUCACCAGGGAGCAGCUGGACCUCAUCAGCAAGAUCAUGCAGCAGACGAAGCAAACGAGCGCCCAGGUCACCGUCUCCUCGCCCACCAGCGUCAGCUCCUACAAGAUCAACACGAAUUCGGCGCCGUCGCAGGCCAGGCCAAGGACCUGGAACAUGCAAUUGCUCAACAAUGCACAGAAUGUGACGGUCACCGUUGAGGACAACACCGAUUUGGUGGCUCCUUCAUCUAGUUCUCCUGUGGAGGUCAAAGAGGAGGAACUGAGUCCCCAGUUAGUGGCCGCCAUCAAUCCCCACCUGCUCAAUAUUGUGAAGCUCGACAAGCCCGUCGAGUGUAAUCUAUGUCACCGAAAGUUCAAAAACAUACCCGCCCUUAAUGGGCACAUGCGUCUCCAUGGUGGUUACUACAAGAAGGAUCCGGAAACCAAGCGCAGUGAGAAAAAGGACUCCAGUGGUCCACCCCUGCAGACGGCCAGCAUUGGAGUCAGAGCCCUCAUCGAGGAGAAGAUCAUCAGCAAGCGCAAGGAUAUGACAAAGGGUUCCUUUGUGGUUCCCGCACCGCCUCAUAGCAGCGGCACCACCACCACCCUACGUCGAUCCAUCAGCGAUCUGGAGAGUUUCCUCAAUCCCAAGAGCAGCUCCAGUGGUCACACCCAGACCCUGACCACCAGCACUGGCACCACCACAGCGGUGCUUCCGGCGGCCACCACCAUUAAGAGCAGCAACGGGCUCAGCAUCCAGCAGAUCGGACUGCCGCAGAGCAUCGAGAUCUUCAGCGGCGGCCAGAAGCAGGCAAAGACUCUGAAUCUGGGUAGUGGUACCAAUACCAUCACUAUAACCACCAACAAUGUGCCCACCACCACCACAAUGAGUGCACUGACUGCCUUGAAGGCCGGCGGCACCAUUAGCGGCAUUUCCACGGCCACCAAUACGGAUCCCAAGGACUCCACACUGAUAGAGCUCCUCAAGCGGGGCACACGCAUUGCAGUGACUUCGAAGAAGGCACAGGCUCAGUGCCAAACGACGUCCGGUGUCUUAAUGACAUCCAGUUCCACGGCCACGCAAUCGAUGGGCACCCUCACCGAGUUAACCACCAUUGGCGGAAGCAGUGUCCAGACAGUGGGACGUCAGAUUAUCACAAACAACAAUCGCACCGUGAUCAUACCCUCCGAUGUCCAAGUAGUGUCCACCAAGAGCAAACUAAGCAGCCUGACCAGUCUGGUGAAGAGCACUAGCACCUCCACCUCCAGUUCCACCAACACCAGCUGCUCCUCGAGCAAUAUCUCGCUUGCUGACGGCACUCCACUCUCGCUCACCAUAGCGGCCAGUCAGGAAGGAUCCACUGGUGGGGUUCCAAGUGGGACUGAGGGUGUGAUCACGAGCGGAGGCGGCGGUGUCUACACUGUGACCUACACCAGCGAUGGCACCGAUCUGUUCGACGACGCCGAGGUUUACAACGUGUCCGACACGGAGAUGCUGCUGCAAACGGUGGACUCGAUGGAGCUGCUCAACGAUGACGAGGAGGAGCCACAGAUCAAGAGCGAACAUUCCGAGGACUUUGCCCUGCUGAGCGAGGCUGGGGACAGUGAGCACACGCAGCUGGUGAAGCUGGAGACGGAGAGCGUGCAGAGCGGCUGCAACACCUCCUCUGGAGGAGCGGGAGCGGGAGCCAAUACCACACCGCUGCCCACCUUCCAGCAAUUCCAUUCCAAGGAGCUGAUCAUGCAGAACAGUUCGCAGAUCCAGGCCAUUGCCAGUAUGCGGGCCAGCGGAAAUGGUGCUGGUACUGGUAAUGGCAGUGGCGUCCUGGCCUCGCCGCUCCACUCACCGCUGGCUUAUCCCACGCCACCGUCGAGCCACGAGAACAUGGCCCAAAGCUCGCCCUUCAUCGAAGAUGCGGCUGCUCAGUUUGUAGACGCCAGCAACACCUUCUUCGGUGAUAAGACAGACUUCUCGCACAUCUACUUCAAGACGGAUGAGGGCCAGGCCACCAUCGAGCAGAUGAACGAGCAUGACAAUGAGAAGAUCCUCAAGCUCAAGUCGGUGCUGGAGGAGAGUAGCUUCGAUCCGUCCAUCAAGGUGGAGGAUCUGCUCAAUGGCACUGAUGACGACACUGAGUGCGAUCUGCGUGAGUUCGCCGAAACGAAUCUGUCGUUCCUUGACGAGGACCAGGAGUUCCUCAACGAUUCUCGCAAUGCCACCUCCCCGCUCUCGGAGUCCUUCUUCACCAGCGGCAUUGGUUCGGCGGAGGAUGUGAAGCAGGUCCUGCGCGAAGUCCUGCCGGAUGAGAACAUGCAGCUGCAGCUAACCAGCGAGCAGCAGGGCGAGAAUAUCAUCGAUCUCUACUACCUGCCCGGCCUGGGAUUGCAGUCUCAGAUGAUGCCCAACUCGGAGGACCCCUUGUUGUCCUCAUCGCCCAGGGAGUUUGGUCAACAGCGGCAGCAGAUGGGCAGCAUGCAGCCUCUGGAGCAGCAGCUCCAGCAGAAUGGCAAUCUGUAUCAGCAACAGCAGCAGCAGCAGCAGGAGCAGCCACAGCAGCAGCUCCAGGAGCAAACCCAGCAGGAGCAACCACAGCAGCAGCAGCAGCAGCAGCAGCAAUACCAGCAAAUCAUUCUCCCCCAGCAAACAUCAAAUCAGGGAGAAUCCCUGCCAACGGUGGUGCAGCAGCAGAACGAUUUCAUGCUGCCCCUGGUGGGGGGACAUGGCUUCUCUCAGGUAUCCUCCGGACAGACCCAGUACGUGGACAAUGGUCAGGGUAAUAUACAGGAAAUGCAGCCCCUCAACAGCCUGCUGCAGCCGCUGCUCUACCAAGGAGGAGUCACUUCCAAUGGCAUAGCCGCCGGCGGACAAGAGAGUUUGCUGCACACCGAUUGUCAAAUGAAUACCAAUCAGGGUCAGACAACGACGACUCUGGAUGCCAGUCUGCUGUUCGCCUGCGGCAACACCACCAAUAGUACAGCCACGACAAUGGGUAAUAAAUCCCUGCUAGCCUCGGGGCCCUUGCCUGGCACUGUGGCCAAUCUGCAGCCGCUGUCAAACCAAACCAAUUCCAUAUUGAAGCGCCGCCUGCGCUCCAGUGCGCCCCAGGAGACGCACAAGUUUUCCAAGUUCCACACGCUCUCGCCGCACCGCUCCAAGCUGCGUAAGCCCUCCCGCACCCAUUAUACGCCCGCUCCGAUCCUGAAUCCGGAUCGGAAGGGCACUGGACUCUACUGCAGUGUCCGCAAGCAGUUGGGUCUGGGCCAGGGUCUCUUCGAUGCCUUCGACGACGACUUUGGGGAUCCGGUCGGUCUGGUCGACUUCUCUGACGAGUCCAAGGUGAAUCUGGGUUCCACUUACCAGGCACAGAUACCCAGCUGCCGGCCGCCGGAAGAGGCUGCACGAGAACCACUCUGCGCCGAGCUAAUGUGGAAUCCGGAGGUGCAGGAGGACGAGAAGAUUCUGAUGCGCUACAUUGAUCUCAGCAAGUCAUCGGCCGUGCCCAUGGGCAGUCAUUCCGAGGAGGUGGCGCUCCAAACGCUGCUCAAGGCCAGGGGCAACUCGGCGGCUGCGGUGCUCACCCUGCUCCAGACCCAAUCCGGUGCCUUCCAAAUGAAGUGGACGGCCUUCGAGCUGGAACAGUUCCUGCGGGGCCUGGAGAAGCAUGGCAAGGACUUUGGCAAGAUCGCUAGCGAGCUCCUCACCAAGUCCUCUGGCGAGUGUGUGCAAAUGUACUACUUCUGGAAGAAGUUGUGUGUGGACUAUAAGGUGUCGCACCUAAAGAUGGAGCCGGUGGUGGUGAUCACACCCGCCGUGGAGAAGCCCUAUGUAUGCGAGAUUGCCGACUGCUCAGCGAGCUUCAGUUCGAAGGCGGCGCUGCACGGUCAUGUCCGCAUUCACGCUUAUGGUCGCAGCAACAGUAGCAACACGAGCAAUAGCACCAACAAUGGCAACAGCAGUAGCAACAAUAGCAACAAUAACCAGCAUGGCACGGCCACUAGUGUCAAUGGUAGCAGUGGCAACAGCAGCAGCAACACCAACAACACCUGCAGCGGCAACAUCAGCAGCAGCAACAUUAACGGCAGCAGCAACUACGCCUGCAACAGCAGCUGCAGCAACAAUAAUCCCGCCAGCAAUGCAGCAACUGCAGCAACAGGAGCAGGUGCCACACACGGUAGCAACUGCAGCCAGAAUUCUGGCGGAAUGACUGGAGGUGCUGCCACCUCGUCUGCAACCUCGGCCACAUCUAAGUCGGAACAGGGAAUUAACGCCAUACCAGGUGCCGCCAAGGAGGGCGAGUUUCCCUGCAAGGUGUGCGGCAAGGUCUUCAAUAAGGUGAAGAGUCGCAGUGCGCAUAUGAAAACCCAUCGUGUCCAGGAGCCGGAUCAGAAGCACCAGCAACUCAGCCAUCAGACGGCAGCAGCAGCAGCCGGAGCAGGAGCAGGAUCAGGACUGGCCACCGUGCCCACUGCAUCCAGCAUCACCACAUCGUCGUAGGACGAAAUAUGAGAGAAAAACAUACAAAAAUCGAUUGACAAUCGCAUUAAGCAAGCAGCAAGCAUUGUUUACCACUGUUAGAAUUUAUGCUUAGACGAAUUUGAGUCUAAAAAAAAAAUCAAUGUCACGUGUACGUAGUAGUUAAAGGCAUUUCUUCACUAGAUCUAUCUCUAUCUCUAAAUCUAUCUGUAUCUGUACCCCGAUUCCGAUUCCGAAUCUUUAUCUAGCGAUCACCUUCUCUCUAAACUAUCACCUAAGUAGCAAACACUUCGACUCGCUUUAGGGUAUAAGUCUAGCCAAGGAUUGGUACAAGUUCAAAUUGAAUUGUUAUUGACUAUAUACAUACAUAUAUGGUAGGCAGGUGCAAUAUUUAUGUUGGGGUAAUCCAUACGAAUACGAAUACGAAUAUGUAAAUGUAAAAUGUAUACCUACCGUUUUUUUAUA
Drosophila serrata is the source of this 6961-nucleotide messenger RNA. RefSeq lists its product as uncharacterized. Gene Ontology annotation, biological process: negative regulation of DNA-templated transcription; regulation of transcription by RNA polymerase II. Gene Ontology annotation, molecular function: transcription corepressor activity. NCBI's taxonomy places the organism in Eukaryota, Metazoa, Arthropoda, Insecta, Diptera, Drosophilidae. Gene Ontology annotation, cellular component: histone deacetylase complex; transcription regulator complex. The record is from RefSeq and is a predicted model, not a curated record.